AUGGCUACUCCGGCGCAUCAGGACCAGUCGCAGCUGGUGGUUGACCCCAACACACUUCCUGUCGAAGCCGAACCCGUCAGAAGUCAGACUGAAUCUCACGAAGAUGCGAAACUUUUGAAGUCAAUGGGCUACAAGCCAGUCCUGCAUAGAACAUACACUCUGGUUGAGAACUUCUCAACGACAUUCGCUGCGUUGUACUUUGUUGGAGGUGUGCGGGUCACAUUCAGCACCGGUAUCGCAGCAGGCGGUAACCUGGCUUACUGGACGAGUUACCUGGUAACCAUGGUCUUCACUUACAUUACUGCUGCGGUCAUUGCAGAAGUAUGUUCGGCUUCUCCGUCUGCAGGAUCCAUCUACCUCUGGGCCGCAGAGGCGGGAGGCCCUCGGUUCGGUAGACUCCUGGGCUUCGUUGUUGCAUGGUGGAGUACCACUGCAUGGACGACGUUCUGCGCCAGCAACACUCAAGCUGCCGUGAACUACAUGCUUUCCGAGUUGACUGUCUUUAAUGUCGACUUUCCGAAAGACACCUCCAGCGUCAAGUUCCGCGCCGUACAGUGGAUCUGCACAGAGAUCCUCCUGGCAUUGGCCGCGCUCCUGAACUAUCUGCCGCCCCGUGCAUACAAAUGGGUCUUCUACUGCUCGUCCCUCAUCGUCCUACUGGACUUCUUCCUCAACCUAAUCUGGCUGCCCAUCGGAGCCGCCAACACCUGGGGCUUCCGCACGGCGGAGGAGGCCUUCAUGUCCACGUACAACGGCACCGGCGCCCCUGCAGGCUGGAACUGGUGUCUGUCCUACCUCGCGACGGCCGGUAUCUUGAUCGGAUUCGACGCUUCCGGUCAUGUCGCCGAGGAGACCAAGCACGCCUCCGUCACCGCCGCCCGCGGUAUCUUCUGGAGCACCGUAGUCAGUGGCAUUGGCGGGCUUGCGACGAUCAUCCUCUUCUUGUUCUGCGCGCCCGACGCAGACACGCUCUUCUCCUUCGGCUCCCCGCAGCCCUUCGUGCCCCUCUACGCCGUCGUACUCGGCAAGGGCGGCCACAUCUUCAUGAACAUAAUCUGCAUCGUCGCCCUGUGGCUGAACACAGCAAUCGCCAUCCUCGCCGCCUCGCGCCUGGUCUUUGCCGUCGCGCGCGACGGCGUCCUCCCCUUCUCGCACUGGGUGUCGCAGGUCAAGAACGGCCAGCCGCGCAACGCGGUCAUCGUGGUCUGGGGCGUGGCGGCCCUGAUCUCGUGCACCCUGCUGCCGUCAGACGUGGCCUUCACCUCGCUGGUCUCCGCCGCGGGCGUCCCCAGCGCCGCCGCCUACGGGCUGAUCUGCCUGGGCCGGCUGCUGUGCACGCCCGACCGGUUCCCCAAACCGGAGUGGAGUCUGGGCCGCCUCAGCAAGCCCUUCCAGUUCAUCGGCGUCUUCUGGAACGCCUGGGUCGUCGCCAUUCUCUUCUCGCCCUACGAGUUCCCCGUCACCGGAGCGAAUUUGAACUACGCCCCCAUCAUCAUGGCCGGUGUGACCAUCUUCGCCCUGAUCUCCUACUGGGUCACCCCGGAAAGCGCGUGGUUGCCGAUCGAUCGCAUUUCGCAUUUCAUCGAUAGUAAAGGGGCGGUGCAGAGCUCGGUUGAGGAGGUUGGCGUGAGUAGCACCAGUCAUGGUGGUGGUGCUCGUGCGCUGAAUGGCGAUCGCCCUUCUUCGGAGACGGCUGAGUAA
Molecule: messenger RNA, 1701 nt
Organism: Aspergillus aculeatus ATCC 16872
Lineage: Eukaryota; Fungi; Ascomycota; Eurotiomycetes; Eurotiales; Aspergillaceae
Product: putative amino acid permease
Exons: 10
Coding region: 1-1701 (566 amino acids)
Biological process (GO): transmembrane transport
Cellular component (GO): membrane
Molecular function (GO): transmembrane transporter activity
Source: RefSeq, a predicted model, not a curated record